AUGGCGCCGCGCGCGCGGCGCAUCGACGCGCCGCGCGUCGCCCGCGCGGACGCGCGCGCGACGUCGACGCUCGGCGACGCGUGCGCGUCGUGCGACGCGUGCGCGUGCGACGACUGCGGCGGAUUCAUCGUCGACGGUGGACCGGCGUACGGGCCGAAGCGCGCGCUCGGGGCGCACUUCAGAUCGGGCGCGCGCGAGUGGUUCGACACGAGCGGGAUGUGCGGGUGCGAGCGACACGCGCGCGAGGCGUGCGAGACGUGCGAGACGACGCUGCGGCUCGACGGGUUCGCGGGGGGCGGGGAUCACGCCGAGUAUAACGAGUUCGUGCGACAGUAUUUGCGCGCGGUGCGUCUGCACUGCGACGCGAAGCGUGAGAGUCGCGAGGGCGCGCGCGACGCGUACCAUCCGAGCGCGCGACGCGGGACGGCGGUGGAGUGGGCGAGGGACGGCGCUCUUUUGGGCGCGCUCGUCGUGGCGGCGAUUCACUUGAGCCUCAAGCGCGCGAAAUCGAAGCGCGGUUCCGACGCGGAGUCGUCGAGGGUGCUGCAGAUGUACGUCGCUUUACUCUGGCGUCGGCCGUUCCCUGAGACGGCGGAUCUGAUGGACGUCAUCGCGAGCGCGGUCCGGAGCGCCGACGCCGACGCCCGAGCGAAGAUUUUUGACGCCCUCGACAAGCCGCGAUCGAACGACUUGAUGGACUUUGAGGACGCCAUUGAGACGCUGAUGAGAAGUAUGCAGGCCGGCAGAGUUCUGGGCGUCCGCGACGACUUCAUAGCCGCCUUGACCGCGUUGAAGGCCGCGUUGAGCAGAAAUCUGCGGUAG
This is a messenger RNA of Ostreococcus lucimarinus CCE9901, 822 nucleotides long. RefSeq lists its product with no specific name. Lineage: Eukaryota; Viridiplantae; Chlorophyta; Mamiellophyceae; Mamiellales; Bathycoccaceae. The transcript has a single exon. The record is from RefSeq and is a predicted model, not a curated record. Bases 1 to 822 code for a protein of 273 amino acids.